Messenger RNA from Penicillium soppii, 1260 nucleotides. RefSeq lists its product as uncharacterized. Gene Ontology annotation, biological process: L-aspartate biosynthetic process. The coding region runs from base 1 to 1260 and encodes 419 amino acids. The record is from RefSeq and is a predicted model, not a curated record. The transcript is spliced from 7 exons. Gene Ontology annotation, cellular component: cytosol. Lineage: Eukaryota; Fungi; Ascomycota; Eurotiomycetes; Eurotiales; Aspergillaceae. Gene Ontology annotation, molecular function: pyridoxal phosphate binding; L-aspartate:2-oxoglutarate transaminase activity.
AUGGGUAGCAUAUCGCUAGUGAACCCCUUUCAGGAUGUCCCAGCGGGCCGAACAGAGGGCCUCCAAGCUCUCGUUGAGCAGUUCAGAGCCGACACCGAUCCCAACAGAACCGACCUCCUUGUGGGCGUGUAUAAAACCGAAGAAGGGAAGGCAUACGUGUUGCCAAGUGUGAAAGAGGCAAAGGAGAGAAUAUUCAACGAUCCUGAUUGGCAUCAUGAGUAUCGCCCUUCAGCUUUGGGCUCCCAGAUUUACAGGGACUUAACUGCCAAAUUGCUUUUCGGACCAGAUCAUCGUCUUUUACAAGAGAAAAGAAUAGUUUCAACGCAGACACUCGGCGCAAGUGGUGGAUGUCAUGUCGGCGCAGUUGUGUUGAAACAUCAUUAUGGGCCGUGGAAGCAGUCCGGAAAUGCAGAGAUUUUCCUUCCUAGCGAGACCUGGCUAAACCAUCCUUUUGUGUUCGAAUCGGCGGGAAUCAAACCCAGCUUUUUGCCGUAUUUCAGCAGCAAAACAAACGCAUUUGACUUUGCAAGGUUUGCAGAGGCCAUCAAUUCAUUGCCAGCUCAGUCUGUUGUUCUUCUCCAAUCAGGAGCCCAGAACCCAACUGGAUGUGACCCAUCGCGGGAUCAGUGGCGAGAAUUGGCCUCUAUUUUCUCCCAGCGGGGCCAUUUGGCAUUUUUCGAUGCUGCAUAUCCUGGAUUUGCCUCGGGCGACAUCGACACAGAUCUUGAAGGUGUGCGACUGUUUGCCGAGCAAGAAAUCCCACUUAUCUUUGUCUCGACAUACGGGAAAUCAUUUGGGCUUUACAGCGAACGCGUUGGAAUUCUCUCGAUUCUCGCUCCAAGCGAAGAAGUGGGAAAGAGAUUGGAGUCGCAUUUGAAAUUACUAGCCCGAUCAGAGAACGGCGCACCGCCCGACUUCGGAUCCAAGAUCAUUGAAACCGUUCUAUCGGAUGAGGUUUUGGAGCGCCAAUGGCGACAAGAAGUCCGCGAAAUGGCAGAUCAACUUAAGCAUCGUCGACAUGCGCUGAGGGAAGGAUUGGAGAAAUUGGAAACACCAGGUAACUGGCAGCAUAUCACUGACCAGAACGGAAUGUUUUCAUAUGUUGGACUCUCCGUGGAACAAGUCACACUUCUCCGGGACAAGUACCAUGUUUAUCUUCAGGACUCUGGAAGAAUCUCUAUCGCUGGGCUAAACAAAUUCAAUGUCGAUUACACUGCCCGUAGUAUUAGUGCUGUUGUCAAAGCGACAACACCUAACUGA